AUGGCUUCGUCGUCGUCAAAAAAGUCGAGCAACUCGCUUACGAUCUCGCUCACGGAGAACACAGUGUUCUUGAGGGGUGUGGAUUUCACGGGCAGGAGGAGGAACCACGAUAAUGAGACGCCGGCGAUCAUUCGCGGGUUGUUGACGCUCGAACUGUCCAAACCGACGCGGAUAUCGAGUAUCGAGGUCGAGUUGCAGGGGAAGACAUCGACGAGCUUGCCUGACUCUGGUGUGGGACCGAGGAGGACGGAAAUCAUCGAGGAGCAUAAAGUUUACUGUGCAUCCCAAGUAUUCUUUCGCGCGACGGCCCCGUCGACGGCCGAGCUCCAACGGCGCGCUCUGUCUGUGGAUCCUGGUCUGCAUCUGUAUCGGGACGAAGACCGCGCGCCGGACUACGCCGACUCCGUACCAUCCUCUGCCACCACCGCCGAGCCUGCACGUGGUCGCGCGCGCAUUAGACGCCAACAGUCUGCCGACUUCUCGAUUCAUCAGGCCGAGUUUGAAAGGCACGAGCAGGUGCAGAGGCCGCCGCUCCAUCACCACGAUUCAAGCGAGUCGUCGUUCCCGACGUCGACGCCAGAUCUUACUCCGCCUGCCAGCCCCAGGAUUGUGGGAGAGCCGUAUGCAAUACACAGUCUGGCCAGUGGAGGAGGGACAUACGAAUAUGAGGCUAGAUCUUGGUCCAGACCGGCAUCUCGGACUCCCUCGCGGACACCUUCGCGUGCACCAUCUCCUUCCCGGUCGCGCGUACGGCCUAUGAUGCCCAUCUCGGGCUCCUCGUCUCUCAAUCAUGUGCCCUCAGACGGUCAACCCUCAACGUCAACCUCCGCUCGUGUCUCUUUCGACGAAGAGACCAAUCCUCAUCCCACCUUCGAGCCCCGCUCGCGAAGCCGCUCCCAAAUCCCGGACAACCAUCUGCACAGUCACUCCAUACCUCCGCCACAUACGCCACCGCACGACGGCACAGAGAGCCCGCGCGAUCGCGGGCGGCAUUCUGCGAGAUUCUCGUUGGCCAACACUAUUCUCGAUGCUGUGAAAGAGCGCGUACGGUCGAACAGUCCUAUCAUCGAACGCGGGAGGUCACAUCAGAAGGGAAGGGACGUCAGUAGCCCAGGAGGGAAGGGCAAGGAGAAGGAGACACCGCUCGAGGCACUGUUUCCCCACUUGCAUCUGCCGAGCGCGAUCAAGCACUCGCCGCUCGUUACUGCAGAUGAAGAUGACGAGGAUAGGAAGGAGUUUGGGAACGGUUGGAGGGAGUUCAAGAAGGGCACAUACACUUUCCCUAUUUCAUUCUCCGUACCGCCCAACAUGCCUCCAACCCUGGCCUGCUUCUACGGAACCGUGAACUGGCGCCUCAAAGCCACCGUCCACCGCCCGGGCGUCCUCACACAGAAGAUGUCCGCCACCAGCGAUGUAACCCUCGUGGCAGCACCCAGCGAAGACGACACAGAAGACACAGAGAACAUCGUCGUCGAGCGUUUCUGGGAUGACCAGAUGCAAUACGUCUUCACGAUCAGCGGACGGAUGUUCACGAUAGGGAACACGGUGCCGAUCGACAUGACGUUCUUGCCGAUGAGCAAGAUGAAGAUCCAUCGGUUGAGCGUGUAUCUUGAGGAGAAGGUCGACUAUUAUGUUCAUCAGCACCGCAUGUCGCGCUCGGACGCGCCUUCUCGACUUGUGCUCCUCGCGCUCAAACAUGAGAAAGACGAGCCUAUUCUUCCAUUGUCGACCGAUGACCCCACAUCGCUCACGCACUCGCCUCUCGCACCCCUUCUCCCCACCGAUCCGUACGCUGCAUCCGAAGCCGCCGCCAAUCUGAUGGGUCCUGGCCCUUGGCGUCUAACAACCGAAGCGCGCAUACCGAAGAACGCGCACCCGACGAACAAGAACAAGAAGGCGAAUAUGGUCGUGGGGCAUACGUUGAAGAUCGUGAUGAGAGUAGAAAGAGGGGACAAUAGUGCGAUUGACCCCAAGACGGGCAAACAGAAGCUGUUCGAGAUCGUGGUACAGACGCCCGUAUACGUGCUCUCUCAUCUGGCGGAUACGAAGUUCACCGCACUCCCGCGAUACUCCGAGUCGUUCGACCGCGACGGUCCUGGUCCAUCAACACGGCGUGUGCACCCAGCGCCUCUCCCAAUGCCGCCUUCGAGUGCCGCGCCUGCUUCAGCCACUACGACAGAAGGAGGCGCAAGCGGACAGACGACGCCACCUGCGUUGGGCGCGGCAGAUCCGGCGGUGUACAACCGAUAUGAAAGGCUGAUUACGGGCCAGGAGAGCGAGAUGGGCGAGGCGCCGCCUGCCUAUAGUGAAGCUCCUCAACAUAGGAAUCACUCGGUUUGA
This is a messenger RNA of Peniophora sp. CBMAI 1063, 2340 nucleotides long. The record is from the annotation of a GenBank genome assembly. NCBI's taxonomy places the organism in Eukaryota, Fungi, Basidiomycota, Agaricomycetes, Russulales, Peniophoraceae.